Molecule: messenger RNA, 1411 nt
Organism: Chilo suppressalis (striped riceborer)
Lineage: Eukaryota; Metazoa; Arthropoda; Insecta; Lepidoptera; Crambidae
Source: the annotation of a GenBank genome assembly
GUUGUGAACUUCCACGCGACCACGACGGACGUUUCGAGGGUUUUUCUUUAUCAAAACUAAAUAUUUUCAAUUCUACACCGUUUAAAUAAUGUCUUAUAGAUACUACAGUAAAUCGGCUUCCGAUCGCGAUCGCAUCAACAGGUCAGCAACAACGAAAAAUACGAAAAUUGUAAAGAGAGUGACUCCAAAGAAAGUGGUGCCUUCGAAGAAUCUCGGCCACUGUCCGACAGGAAAGAGCUGCUCUGAUGGAAUAAUAUUAGAAGACUGGCACCAUCGACCAAGGAAAGUCACGCAAUCUGAUGUAAGCUUCUACGAUAAAGGUACUAAAAAGAUUGUUGACUAUUGCGGAAAAUGUGGCGACCAGGUUCUCAGCAAUGUGCAAAGCUCCAAUUCAGAUAAAUCGCAAAGUAUUAAGUCCAAAAACGUGAGAAAGUUUUCAACUAAUGCUAAUGAGGUAAAAAGAACCGAAGGCCCUGCAGGAGGCUCAAAAUUCAAACUCAAUGGCAAUAACAGUAGAAGCAAUAGCGUGAAACAGUACUAUAAAAAUGAGAAUUUUAAAUCCACAAUUUCUUUACAAGAUACGGAAGCUGAAUUAAAGAAAAUGUCCUUAGAUACUAUAAAAGAAGUCCCAGAAGUACACGCAGCCAGUGGAAGUGGUGUCAAUAUCUAUAAUGUUCUAUCUGAUAGUGAAGCUGAAGAAAUCGGUUUUUUAAACACAAAUGACAAUGAGAAUAUUGAAGAAUUAAAAAAGUUCAGAGAAGAUAAUUACUUUGAAUGCCACUCUGUUAAGUCGAGGAUUGAUAAUAAAGGAAGUGUCACAAGUCUUGGUGAUCAUAAAUGCGUGUAUCGAUUUUAUUUGAACGAUCGCUUGUUUCCUGUUCCUAUUAGUACAGAUCAUCACGACAAUAUUAGAUGUGUUGAAUGUCAUUUGCCUAUAAAUUUAAAGAUGGAUGAUAGAGAAUCUAAUAAAGCAAAUGGCACUAUACAGGCUAAAGUAAAGCUUAACGAUGAUGAUGCUCAAGAUAUGGUUCUAUUUAUGCCCGUCAAAGAUUCUUUAUUUAUAAAAGAAAGAAGGAAACAAAUGAAAACAGAACAAGAGGUUAUGUACUUUGGCGUGAUAAAAUUAAGUGCUUAUGGGAAUUCGGUAUUCAAUUCCACGCUGCCGAGUGAUUCUUUGGCCUUGAAAUAUCAGCGAGGUUAUCAGGAGUAUGGGAAUAGUCAAGAUUAUAAAUACACUGGUGUGGAAAAGGAUAAUAUUGUUGUUAUUUAGUAUUGAUGUAUUAAUUUUAGUUUUAUAAUGAAUAUCUAUGAUAACUAUAGUUAUAUUGAGUUUAUUAUUUCUUGAUGGAUAUUUUAGUAUAUAAAUAAUGUAGACACAAGUAAUUGAAAUAUAUUUUUAUACUUUAUUUAA